UUAAAAUUUUUGAAAUAAAAGGCUUUCCAUCCUUAUCGGAGUUUUCAAUCUAAGUAAAAAGUUUAUUCCUUGAUUUGAAGUUUCUUUGCCCUGGGAAUCACUGUUAGCGAAUUGCGCGUUAAAUGGAGAAUUUGUCUAAUUUUUUGCUCUCAAUGCAUUCAUUGUAGGAAGCAGAACAUAAUCCAACAAAGCAAAUUGCAAAUGGCUGCUGCGGCUAGCAUCACGGACUCUGUUUCGGAAACAAACCCGAAACCUCAAACCGUAUACCGGUGCAAGAAGUGCCGGAGAAUCGUUGCUGCGGAGGAGAACAUAGUUGCCCACGAGCGCGGGAAGGGAGAAAUCUGUUUCAAUUGGAAAAAGAGGAGUGUUAACAUGGAAGAACCAGCUGAAUGCACCUCCAUAUUUGUUGAGCCCAUGAAAUGGAUGGAAGCAGUUCAAGAAGGUCAUAUGGAAGAAAAGCUUCAGUGCAUGGGCUGCAAAGCUCGCUUGGGUUACUUCAAUUGGGCAGGUAUGCAGUGCAACUGUGGAGCUUGGAUCAAUCCUGCUUUUCAACUGCACAAAAGCCGACUGGACGAGUGCCGUUCAUGAGACAAUUAGUAAGUAGUAUUAAUUGGAUAGUAGGGUAACUAGAAGGGCCAGUAAUCACACUGGUGAACUCAAUUUGGGAUUGUUUUAUAGAAGUUUUAUUAACAUCUUGAAUGGUUGAUGUAGUAGAUUUGCCAAUUCUAAAUCACAAUUUUAUAUACAACU
This is a messenger RNA of Morus notabilis, 750 nucleotides long. Its product is annotated as probable inactive dual specificity protein phosphatase-like At4g18593. The coding region runs from base 202 to 588 and encodes 128 amino acids. The transcript has 3 exons. Gene Ontology annotation, biological process: protein dephosphorylation. Lineage: Eukaryota; Viridiplantae; Streptophyta; Magnoliopsida; Rosales; Moraceae. Gene Ontology annotation, molecular function: protein tyrosine/serine/threonine phosphatase activity. The record is from RefSeq and is a predicted model, not a curated record.